GUUCCUCGACCCUCGACUGACUAGUAUCUGUUCUUUCUUUGGGGGCUGUUUGUUAGUUGAGUUGGUGGGUGGUAGAUCACUACGACACUUCUGCGAUCGCCAGAGCGAAAUGGCCAUGGGGGCGAAGAAGACAACGCCAAUGCCAUUAUCAAGCCGCCCAGGGAUGAAGCCAUCAUGAGGGUUCUCCCUCCAUGUGAAAUAGAUUAAAAAGACGACUGCGGACUCUCCUGCUUCCUGCGUCAGGGGAACCAGCAGCGGGCGAUUAUUCUUACUGCUCCUUCCCGUCGCGUAUCGCCCUACGACUGACCCACAUCCCCCCAUACGUUCGUUCACUCGUUCGUUCGUUACUAUCCUCUCCAUAGUCGUCGCUGGUGAACACGCCCCGCCAGCUACCUAGUUAAGCGGAAACAUCAUGAGCAACGCGGGAGGAGCAGCGUACCACGUCCACCUCGGAUUCUGGACGAACUGGUCGCAAGGGAAAAUCAAUGGCGCGACGUUGACGCUGGGCCGGCGCGAGGGCGGUCUGCUCGUCGCAUUCAUCGCCAUCUUCGUCGGCGCCGCGGGGAAGAGCUUCUGGAGACUUGCGUGCUACCUCCUGCAUCGCAUGCUGUCCAAUCCCACGCCCCAAGAUGGCAUCUAUCACCAGACGCAGGCCAUCCUUCGCAAUUGCGACACCGCGCAGGAUGCGGCGUGGGGGUUGUCGCAGAUCGUGUGGGCUUGGAGGAUUCCGGUGAGGUUGCGGAGGCAGUUUCUGAGAUUGGUGGGACUUAUUGUGUUGGCGAUAUUCGUGUCCGUGUCGUUUGGUGUUGCGGGUGUCUUCUCGUCUCAGAUCACGACGGACACUGCGAAUGAGGUACUGCUGAAGGGCGACAAUUGCGGGCCGCUGGUCAGUAACGAUGAGUUCGACUAUGCGAGCUAUUCGGAUCUCUUCCUCCCAAUGCAAUGCAAGAGGGUGACGGCGUACUCGAACUACGCGUUGCAAUGUUACAGCCGCAACAUCUCGUCCGUCUCGGAGGACUGCCAUCCAUACGUGAAGUCGAAGCUCAAGACGACUGUGAUCCGCAACGCGAGCUGCCCCUUCGACGAGAAGAUGUGCAAGUCCAAGGACAAGAAUCUGAUCGUCGACUCUGGAUACAUAGACAGCCUCAAGGACCUGGGUAUCAACACGCCAAAGGAGAACCGGUUCCAAUUGCGACUCGUGCAUCACUGUGCUCCGGUCGUCACUGAGGGCUACAACAUGCGGAUAAAACGCGAGGACGAUGGCGAAGAGGUCAUGCAGUACUACUAUGGCGAAUUGACGCACGCUGAGCAUGGAGAGAACUAUACGCAGGAGACGCCGACGCUGGAGAGUAAUAGCAAGCUCGAGACGAGGGGUCGUCCCUUGAGGGCUGCUCCCCGUGCAGACUACAAGCUUGGUGUAAUCAAAUCCUACGGCGGCCCAGACUGGCUGGAGAAGUACGGCCAGUGGAAACCCAUCCCAGAGCUCAAACGGCGCGACGCAGACGUGAUGCUCUUCUUCCUCUCAUCGCCGGGCAUCUUCUUCGAGCACAAAGUCGACGACCCCUGGUUCUCCGCACACCGCAACGGCGACAAAUUCUGGAGCGUCGCCAACACCUCCACAUCCCGGAUGACCUACGUGCAAGACGAACCCGUCGGCGUCAUGGGCUGCGCCAUGCAGACGCAAUUCUGCAACCCCAAUCUCCCGGAGGGCGAGCGCUGCGGCCCACUGAGCGGCUACGCCGACGACUCGUUCGACUGGCAAACCCUCUACAAAACGCCCUCGCAGAAGAAAACCUUCCAAUGGGCCGUCGACAUCUUCCAACUCGGCUUCUUCUCCAUCUCCGGCAUCGUGGACACGCUCGGCGUCACCGCCAUCACCGCGCGACAAGGCCUAACCGGCAACAACCAAGGCCCACUCCCAGACCUCCAAUGGCAACACGAAGUCGAGCACUGGGCCGACGCCUCGCUCUCCUCAGUCCAAGGCUCCUUCGUCGAAGCCGGCCAGGGCCCCGCGCCCCUCUACGAGCGCUUCCGCCGCGCGCCAAACGGCACCGAACAAACCUCCCUCUGCCGCAGCCAGAAAAUCACAACAACGAAAUACUCGUCCUUCUCCGUCCUCGGCAUCUUUCUCAUCCUGUCCAUCGGCACGCUGAUAAUGGCGCUCGACCUCCUCCUCGAGCCGCUGCUAGAGUACAUGCACGCGCACCACCCGCGCCUCAUCCCGCGCACCUCGUCGUCGGACGAGGCGACGGCGUACGCCCGCGCGGAGUGGAACCUCAACACCACGCUGCACUUCCAGCGGCUCGCGCACGAGAACCUCGGCGUCGGGACGUGGCGGUAUGGUGGGUGGUUGGGGCAUCCGGUCACGGUCGGGGAGAAGGGGGAGAAGCUGGCGAUGGUGGAUGUUAGGGAUUGGGGGCAUGCGAGGUUGGUUGCGCCUGCGGGGUGGGAUGGGAAGGAGUCGGUGUCGGAGACGUCGUCGAAGACGGGUUCGCUGAAGGGUGAGGUGACGACGAAGGCGGUGGUGAAGAAGGUUCAGAGCUUUGAUUCCGAUGACACCGUGACGAACGAUACGACGGAGAAGAAAGGGGAUGAUGAGAAAGAUGAUAUUGAGGUUGCGAGUCCAGUGGGGAGGCGUCCGCCUGUCAGGGUCGAUACAACGAGUACGCUUGUCAAUGGGGAUGACGAUGUGAUUUCUCCCUACGACAAUGACGGUGGCAAGAAGUGGAAGAAGUGGACUGUGGAGGAAGCUGUCCCGGCGAUUCCGGAGCAUACAUUGGUCCAGCAUCGAGAUGGUGGUGAUGCUGGGGGUGAGAAGAAGGUUUGAAGCAUUCAUCUGGUUUCUUGUUUUUCUUUUAUUAAGCUUUAUGCUUGGUGUUAUAUACGUCGAUGCGGACAUACCCUUUCUUUUGUCUUCACUUCGUUUCUCCUUUUUUUUUAUGACAUGAUGAUUAUUGGACUGUAG
This is a messenger RNA of Aaosphaeria arxii CBS 175.79, 2965 nucleotides long. RefSeq lists its product as uncharacterized. Bases 413 to 2827 code for a protein of 804 amino acids. The record is from RefSeq and is a predicted model, not a curated record. The transcript has 2 exons. Lineage: Eukaryota; Fungi; Ascomycota; Dothideomycetes; Pleosporales.